Molecule: messenger RNA, 689 nt
Organism: Trichoplusia ni (cabbage looper)
Lineage: Eukaryota; Metazoa; Arthropoda; Insecta; Lepidoptera; Noctuidae
Gene: RpL11
Product: 60S ribosomal protein L11
Exons: 5
Coding region: 79-663 (194 amino acids)
Biological process (GO): translation
Cellular component (GO): ribosome; cytosolic large ribosomal subunit
Molecular function (GO): structural constituent of ribosome; RNA binding
Source: RefSeq, a predicted model, not a curated record
AUUUUUGACAUUGACAUUUGAGACUGGCAAGACUUUCGCUCUACGUUUGCUUAUGGUUCUUUUUGAUAAGUUGUAACCAUGGCGCGUGUACCACCGCCCGCGUUGAAGAAGGACAAGAAGGAGAAGAAGCCUCCUAAAGAUAACUCUAAGAAUGUUAUGCGAAACCUUCACAUCAGGAAACUCUGCCUGAACAUCUGUGUCGGAGAGUCUGGUGACAGGCUGACUCGUGCUGCUAAGGUGUUGGAACAGCUCACUGGUCAACAGCCAGUGUUUUCAAAGGCCAGGUACACUGUACGAUCCUUUGGUAUCCGUCGUAAUGAAAAGAUUGCAGUCCACUGUACAGUCCGUGGUGCCAAGGCUGAAGAAAUCCUUGAGAGGGGUCUUAAAGUCAGGGAAUACGAGUUGAGACGUGACAACUUUUCUGCCACAGGCAACUUCGGAUUUGGUAUCCAAGAACACAUUGACUUGGGCAUCAAGUAUGAUCCUUCCAUUGGUAUCUAUGGUCUGGACUUCUACGUUGUACUUGGACGACCAGGAUUCAAUGUAGCUCACAGAAGACGCAAGACCGGCAAAGUUGGGUUCCCCCAUCGUCUUACAAAGGAGGAUGCCAUGAAGUGGUUCCAACAGAAAUACGAUGGUAUCAUCCUUAACAGCAAAAAGUAAACUUAAGUAAACAAAAUUUCAAAAGA